Effrenium voratum is the source of this 548-nucleotide messenger RNA. The record is from the annotation of a GenBank genome assembly. Lineage: Eukaryota; Dinophyceae; Suessiales; Symbiodiniaceae.
CCUACUACCCAGCUCUUCGCAGCAUCCAAGCCCGGCGCAUGGAAGCGGUAGCAAGCUGGGCAUCAGGCGACAUCUCUGAGGAGGUGCGAUCAGAGCUCGCGCUGAAUCUGGAGCUGCGCCUGCGCCGCGUCCUGCAGCUCGCACGGCGCCUGGCUCGCAGCGACCCCGGCGUUGGGGCGAAAAGACUGCGCAGGCAAGAUGUGGCCGAUGCGCUGGAGGACCCGCAGGCCUUCCCGGCGAAUGUGCUGCAGCGUGCAGCCUGCUUCGCCCAUGCUGGCAAGAAGGAAGGUGAGGAGCAGCUGGUCUGCCUGUCGCUGGAACUGGAGAGGGCCAGCUGCCAGCCAUGCAGGCCGCCCCUUCCGCCGCAGCUACGGCGUGCGGCGGCGUCCUUUUCAGCGCCGUGCUCGGCGGCCUUUUCGCCGGAGUUGGACUUAUCGCCCCCAUCAGACAAGCCAGCCGAGCUCACCAAGGAGCAGAAGGCUUUGGUGCUGCGCUUGGCAGGUCUCCUGGAGGGCGCCAGGCAGGGAUGGCUGGCGGUCGACCCGUAG